Molecule: messenger RNA, 1569 nt
Organism: Lasiosphaeria miniovina
Lineage: Eukaryota; Fungi; Ascomycota; Sordariomycetes; Sordariales; Lasiosphaeriaceae
Exons: 3
Coding region: 1-1569 (522 amino acids)
Source: RefSeq, a predicted model, not a curated record
AUGCGCAAUCGUCUUCUCAAAGCCCGGCCGCAUUCCGAAAACCACAAGCCCUGCUUCUCAAUCUACCAAGACGGCGACCAAGAAGACACAACGGUGUCUGACAGAUCUGCGGAAGCGGCGCAGGCCGCGGUAACACCACGAUUCGAGACCAUACUGACGCCGAGAAGACGACUGUCCAAGCUAUUGCAUGACCGCGCCUCGUCUUCGCCUCGGUCAACCCUAUCGCUCGCCUCGCAAGGCGCCGUAAACUCGUCCAUGUCGAGGACCUCCGCCACCAACGGCGGUGUCGUCAACGGCAAGGCACUUCCGCCGGCCCCUUCGGCGUCUCCUUAUGCACCACAGGCCCCGGCCUGGAUGAUGAACGCCACCAUCCGCACCGUCGCUAGCUUUGACGGGAGGCACCGAUACUCAGAGGACUCGAGCAGUGUGGACGGGUCGUCGCCCGCGCUGUCGGCCUCGCGCAACUCGGCCUUCUCCAGCUCCGGCACUAGUAAUGCCAGCGUGUCCUCGGCCUCUCAACAUCGGCAUCAGCAGCAGCAGCAACAGCAACAACAACAGCAGACACAGCAGCAGAACGGGUACAGAUUAUCACCAUCGGGUGCGAGGAUAAAACACAGCUCACUAGCAGCAGUACAGGACGGGACGCCAGACGCGUCUAGGUCGUUGUCAUCUUUUAGCGCCACAAGGUCGAGCAUUGACGUUCCACAAAGAGAGAGCAAGCCACCGUCUGGCGGUGGGGGAGGAGGGCUGGGGUUAGGCUUGAACGAAGUCAAUCUCAGUGCGACCGAGGCACAUUUAUCAAACGGGUGGGAUUCUACAGUAGGGAAAGCCGGCCUGGGCAAGACAGGGCGCGUCAUCAACCGGCUCGUCUCGGACAACGAGGCACUGAAGCGUGACAUACAGAUCGAACGACUAAGAGCCGAGGAGUCUAAGCAAGCGGCACGGUUACUGGAGGACAAGCUGGAGCGGAUCGCGUCCGAGUAUGAGAGCCGGCUGCUCGAGGCCAACGUGACCAAGGCGCUGCUCGCCCGCAAGGAGCGCCAAGUAGAGACCCUACAAGCGGCCGUGGGGCUCGAGAAGAAACGCGCGGUGGACGCGGGCGAGCGGGAACGCACGUGGAAGGACGAGAUGGAGAGGGCGAGGGCCGAGGCCAAGCGGCAAGUUGAUGAGGUGACCAACUACGCCGCCCUGGUGGAGGGCCGAUAUAACGCCAUCAGUAGCCACUGGCGCGACCAGGGCGCCGAGGUGAAGCGGUCGGUCGGCAAGAUGCGCGCCGAGAUCUCGGGCCUCCUCGAGGAGCGCCGCAAGGACGAUGACCGCAUCAGCACACUCCGCGACCUGUGCGACCAGCAGGACGGCAACAUUCGCGAGCUCCAUCAGCAGAAGGACGAGAUCACCGCCCAGUUUGAGCGCUACAAGGGCGAGCAGGAGGCGGCGCUGAGCGCCAUCAAAACCAAUGCCGCACAGCGCGAGGAGGAGCAGGAGCGCACGCUCAGAGAGUCCAAGGAGGUGCUGGACAAGCUACGCUGGGCGCUGAACGUUAAGGACAAGGUGGACUGGGCUCAGUAG